UAAAAGAAAGUUUCAAUUAUUAUAUACAUUUAUAUAACUCAACGAUUGGAACAACUUAGUCAUCAGAAUCAAGAGAGAGGAAUAUAUAUAUAUAUAUAUUAUAUACUUUGUCACCAUGUCCGGCAGUGGUAAUUAUAACACACCAAGAAGAGACAAUAAUAGUAACAAACCCCCAAAGGUUGUGAUAAUCAACACCCAAUACGUAGAAACCGACGCCAAAGGCUUCAAAGAUGUGGUACAGAAGCUGACCGGAAAAGAUUCCAAGGUGGAAGAUCACGACGACGGCCACGAUGGCCACAGAGCCUUCAGAACACGCUCCACUACCGAUCAUUAUAAUUCAUCAUCAUCAUCAUCAGCUACUGCUACUGCACCCGAUAUUACAACAACUUUGACCACACAUAUUUCCUUCAAAGAUUUCGAGAGAUUGCUUAGGGAGAUGCCGCAAAUUGAUGACACGUGGCAGCCAGUUCAUUAUUAAGUUUUUUUUUUUUUUUAA
This is a messenger RNA of Cannabis sativa, 496 nucleotides long. RefSeq names its product VQ motif-containing protein 10. The record is from RefSeq and is a predicted model, not a curated record. Bases 116 to 478 code for a protein of 120 amino acids. NCBI's taxonomy places the organism in Eukaryota, Viridiplantae, Streptophyta, Magnoliopsida, Rosales, Cannabaceae. The transcript has a single exon.